This is a messenger RNA of Amyelois transitella, 3303 nucleotides long. RefSeq names its product GAS2-like protein 3 (gene gas2). Bases 265 to 2328 code for a protein of 687 amino acids. Gene Ontology annotation, cellular component: actin filament. The transcript is spliced from 10 exons. Gene Ontology annotation, molecular function: cytoskeletal adaptor activity; microtubule binding; actin filament binding. Gene Ontology annotation, biological process: actin crosslink formation. The record is from RefSeq and is a predicted model, not a curated record. NCBI's taxonomy places the organism in Eukaryota, Metazoa, Arthropoda, Insecta, Lepidoptera, Pyralidae.
UAACGAAUUUUCUUCGUAUACGUACAGUUUAUAUUAAAACUAAAUAUUAUAUUUCAAGACUUCCUUGUAAGUACAAGCAAAUGUUUGCACAUUUGCGUCACCUGAGAGCGGCAAAGAAAAUUGGUUUUCUCGCGAACUGAUAACGUUAUCAGUGGCGGAUUACAGCUGAUAAGAGAUAGUUCCCGUUCGCGAAUCCGCUUUGUAUAAGUUCACCGCUGGUUGGAGAAUGUUGCAGACGUUUUGAUAAUCUGGUCGGCGGGUGCUAUGGCGUUCUACCGCUGCGGGCCCACGGCGAUAGGAAGCCGGACUUCAUGGGCACCAGUUUCUUCACCAGUCGAGACCAAUUAUGAUAGACCUUUGAGCGGGAAUUUCGACAGGAUCUUCAAUGCUUUUGAGAGAACUAAUGCCUUUGAAUACGUGCGGAACACCUUUGAAGGAAAAGAAGAAGAGAGGCACGUAGGACAUGGAGAGAUAGUGGUGAAUAGGAAGAUGAGCAGUAGUUUCGAGAGGGCGGACUGCGCGCUGGCUGCGCAGACGCCGUGUUCGGAAGACGAGGACUUCUACCGGGAGAAGAUACUGUAUUCCCAAGCGAGGCAGCUGUUUCCCCUGCAGGAGGACCUCGCUGAUUGGAUCAACAAAACUGUUGGUAUUACGUACCUGACCGGCGAGAACUUUCUGGAUGUCUUGGACAACGGAGCGGAGCUGUGUCAGCUGGCGGCCGUCAUCCACGACCGAGCGAGGGAAGCCCUGGACCAGGGGCUCAUUGUGGGGCCGGUGCCCGCGAUCCGCGGUCGUUGCUGGCAGCGCGCGGCUCGGCGCAGCUUCUUCUCAAGAGAUAACACGGAGAACUUCAUCACGUUCUGCAGAGAGCUGGGCGUCCAUGAGAACCUCCUUUUUGAGAGCGACGAUCUUGUGCUGCACAACCAACCACGUCAAGUCAUCCUGUGCCUGCUGGAGGUGGCUCGCCUCGCCACCAAGUUCAACAUCGAGCCUCCAGGGCUGGUGCAGUUGGAGAAGGAGAUAGCCAUGGAGGAACGCGACUCGGGCCUGGAUUCAGCCAUGUCUGGGGCAGGCUGGCAGUUCAGGGAUGCGUCGCCGGUUCCGGGACUUGAUAAAUCUACACGCGAGGAUGCUCGGCCUUCUAGUCCAGACCAUAAUGAAACGCAAUUGUCAGUGCCAGAUAACGUGGACAAUGAGAGCACAAAGUCGGAAGGCACGGUCACCAGCACCGACUCGGACGUGCCGCUCAAACCUACCAACGAACUGGAUAAGAGGGUGCAAUUGGUGACUCGUCUGAUGGAGCGCGGUUGCAACUGCGGCAACGGGAAGUGCUCCAAGCUGCUCAAGGUGAAGAAAGUGGGCGAGGGCCGCUACAACAUCGCGGGGAGAAACGUAUUUAUCAGGUUGCUGAAGGGUCGUCACAUGAUGGUGCGCGUGGGCGGCGGCUGGGACACGCUGGAGCACUUCCUGUCGCGGCACGAGCCCUGCCAGGUGCGCCUCGUCACGGGCGCGCGCCGCUCCGUCCUCCCCGUGCCCCUCUCCCCCUCCGACCCCGACCUCUCCCCCGUCCCCCGCAAACUCUCCCCCGCCAGCAGCAAGUCCUCUAUACCCGGCACAGUUUCACCCGUAUCGAGCAAAGCUUCCUCCGUCAGCGGAAAAACGUCACCAGUAGAACAAAACUCCACAGACGCACGCAGAACUUCGACCCCCAAACCUAAAUUACGGUCCGCAUUAACUCUGCCACUGAAGGAACAGAGUAAGCCACGCACUAGAAAGCAGUCCGCACCUAGCUUUAGCACACCCAACACUCCCACCGGGAGAACGGUCAGGACACCGCCAGCAGAACAUAGGAAAUCACUCACGUCCACGACGCUCAUCAACGCGCCGAAAAAAUCGCGGAGCAUGAGUUUGGCCGUCGCUAAAGAAGAGAAGAAGUCCUUCUGCGGAACUGAAAGGCUGAACCAAGCCAAGAAGAGCUCCAGCGCGGCCACUACUCCUACUGAGCCGGUUACUUCCAUGGCGCGCAAGACUCGCAGUCAGAGUUUAGCUACGACACCGACCAACGAGCCGAAGAGGCCGCUCUCUGCGAAUGGGUACGCGAAGAAAACUCGAAGCAUGAGCCUCGCGGCGCCCGUGGAAUACGUGAAGCCCAUAAAUAAAAGCAUCUCGGUCACAACCACGGGGCCGAUGACCCAGGCGGCUAUCGAAGAGAGCAUCAGACUGUCGCUGGCCGCCAGCAUCGCCGACGACGCCUCGCCCAAGAAACCAUUCCUCCACAUCAAAGCCAAGUACCGGAGUCCGCCGCCGCGCGAAGUACCCCCGAGAUAAUCAGACAUUUACCAGUUUUCCUCAUUCCAUUAGUUUUAAAACUUGACUUUGAUUUAGUAAUUUGGAGGUUCGUGAAUCAACCUCCGAGCAAUCUCAUCAUGUUCGUAGUGAUUAGUCGCUUUAAUUCACAUGUCAUGCCCGACUCCCUCGGGAACUAGUCAUAAUGGAUCGUUUUCUAAUGAUUGAUAUAAUUUGUAACGUUAAUUAUUCUUAAUAUUAUUAAUUUAAUGAUUUCCAAUUGCAAUAAUUCGAAUAUUAAUUUAGUUUAGUUUAUGUGUGAGUUCAUUUUCAAGGAAUAAUCGCAGCCAUAUCCAUAAUGUUGACAAUACGAUAGGAACCAUUAGGAGUAUGAUCAUCCACAUAGAUUAUCAUUAAUAUCACUGAACCAUACGUUUGUGAAACUGAUUUUGUAGUUUUAGCAAAAAGUGGCUUACGACCCCACGGUACAAACUCGUCAAUAUCCAAACAUCCUAUAUUUUGAUACGAAACAUUAGAUUAUACUGUAUUUUUGCACACAGUAGAUAGAGCACUAAGUAAAAAUUGUUACACCGAAUAUUGUUAACUCUAGUUAUCACGUGGAAAACUACAACCCCAAUUACAAAGGUUUUCCAUGAGAUUUCUCGAGUCUUCUCGACUCUUCACUAUAUGAUUUUAAACACGCUAGAUUUCUAGAUUUAAGAAAGUCAAACAUUCAGCUAGUUUUCGCCUUAUUUAAUCGUUACCGCGCGCGCUGCUGUUAAACUUAUCUUUAAAUCGAUUAGUGGCUUGCGACGAUACACUCCGAUGUAUCGAGAGAAGAGCCAUUGAACCCGAAUCGAGAAUCGAAUGGAGUUUCGCAGCAGCGCGCCACUCGAGCUUCGAAUUUUUAUCGAUACUAUACCUAAGUGAUAUUCAUGUAACUGCCAAUCUACCUACCUAUGGAAAUAUAGUGCCAACGGUUAAUUAUGUAUGGUUGAUAAUAAACUUUGAUAUGAA